Messenger RNA from Pichia kudriavzevii, 1785 nucleotides. RefSeq lists its product as uncharacterized. Bases 1 to 1785 code for a protein of 594 amino acids. The transcript has a single exon. Gene Ontology annotation, molecular function: mRNA binding. The record is from RefSeq and is a predicted model, not a curated record. Lineage: Eukaryota; Fungi; Ascomycota; Pichiomycetes; Pichiales; Pichiaceae. Gene Ontology annotation, cellular component: P-body. Gene Ontology annotation, biological process: deadenylation-independent decapping of nuclear-transcribed mRNA; P-body assembly.
AUGUAUCUCUUAGGCACUUUACUCCAACAAGAUAUCAUCUUAAGUUUAUACUAUAUCAACCAAACUACCAUGUCUCAAUUUUACGGUUACACAGUCGAUAUUACUUUGAAAGAUAAGGAUGAAACGAUUAGAGGUAUUAUUGAAAAAAUAGGAGAUAAAGAAAUUACCUUGAGGAACCCCGUCAAUGUUAAAAAGGAUGGUUCUUAUGCAAAGGUUGACAGCAGUCAGUUGAAUAUUUCCAGCUCUACAAUUGCUGACCUAGAUGUGAUUGAGCUUGCUAAAAAUGACAAUAAAUAUAUAAAAAAACAAAUGAAACUAUUGAAAAAUAAAGACCAAUCUCAAUCUCGAUCUCAAUCUAACUCAGAACCCCUCCAGCAAUCAGAAUCUUCCCAAUCUAAAGAGAAGGAAAAAAGAGGCAAGAGCAAUAAGAAGAAGAACACCAACAAUAGAUUAACCUCUACUAGCACUUCUACCAGCUUUGGGGAUUCCGACUCCUGCCUGUCACCUAAAAAUGACUUAGAUGUCAGAUAUGUCGAUGUUUACAAUGAAAAGCCAUCGCAGAAAAAGAAAAAGUCAGACCUAAUGGAUGAAUUCGAUUUUGCUGCAAAUUUGCAGAAGUUUGAUAAAAAAUCGGUUUUUGAGGAUAUCUCCAAUAAUGACCACAUUGAUGAAUCAAACAGGUUAGUCAGUAUUAAUAGAAAUGACAAUAAAAAGGAAAAAUAUGGUAUUGAUGAAAUGGUUCUAAAGAAGAAUAAACAUGAUGGUUGGGAUAAUAAUGACAACUUUGAUUAUUCCAAUGUUAUUAAUGGGUCUAACAAAGCUAAGAAAAAUACAUCAUCGGAUACUUCACAAGGAAACGAUAGUAAUAUAUCACUACAAAGUAGGGCAGUGUCCACCGCAUCUUAUGAAAGAAAACCAUCAUUAACACCGUCAUUUGCACAGUUUUUCAGUUCCAUAUAUGAUGAAUCUCCAGUUCCAACAUGCUCAACAUUGCAGAUUUCUGAUGUUUUCACCUUAUGUAAAACGAAAUUUGAAUUAACGGAUCAGAUUUUAAACGAAAAUGCUGGUAAUAAUCUAAGUGAUCUUGUUGUGAACAAGAUUAUUGGUGGUUUUAGAAUUGCACUCAAGAAUCAUAAUGAGGCUCCAUUGGUUCUACUCUUGGUUGGUAAUAACAAGGCAGGUUCGGUUGCGUUAACAACUGCAAGGCAUUUGUUUAAUAAGGGAAUGAAAACGAUGGUUUACUUAUUAUACAAUACCAAAAUAUCGCAGGAUGAACUAUUUGAUGAAGUUGAUGACGAGUUGAAAAGGUACAGCAAGAUUGGAGGUAAAAUGACAAACAGCAUUGAACAAUUGGAACAAUACCUAAACAAUCCGGAUGGGUCACCGCUGGAAUUUAUUAUUGAUGGUCUUCAAGGAUUCGAUACAGAUAUCAAUGACUACGGUGAGCAGGAAAGUGCGGAGGCGAACAAAUUGAUCCAUUGGUGUAAUAGCUCCAAGGUUCCAGUUUUAUCGCUUGAUAUCCCUAGUGGACUAAAUCCUUCUUCUGGAACGAAUGAUAGUGAUGAGUCUCUUGUAGUUAACAGUAGAUUCGUUGCUUCGAUAGGGUUGCCACUGUCAUCCAACUUGAAUAUGUACAAGUUUGGAUACUGUGAAAAGGGGAGAGUCACACAUUAUUUGGUAGAUGCAGGCAUCCCCCGUCGGGUCUACACCAUGAAAGGAGGUUUGAGAAAGUUUGAUAGACGUUGGUUUGCAGAAAGUGGGAGUGUUGAGCUAAAGGUUGUAUAG